CGAGUAGAAAAAACGGAAAAAAACAACAACAGAGACAGAGUGGUGCUUACUCCAUUGUCAGUGCUACGAUCAAUGUUCAGUUUUUCAUUUUGAUUCGACGGAGAAGCAACGGAAAUAAAUUCGAGUGUUUAAAAUGGCUGGCGGUGGUGAUCCAAAAUGGCAAAAAGAUGCAGCUGAUCAAAAUUUUGAUUACAUGUUCAAAUUAUUAAUCAUUGGAAAUUCUAGUGUGGGUAAAACGAGUUUUCUAUUUCGUUACGCCGAUGACUCGUUUACAUCAGCAUUUGUGUCAACAGUUGGUAUUGAUUUCAAAGUGAAAACAGUAUUUCGACAUGAUAAACGAGUAAAACUGCAAAUUUGGGAUACCGCUGGUCAAGAGCGAUAUAGAACCAUAACAACUGCUUACUACAGAGGUGCGAUGGGAUUCAUUUUGAUGUAUGAUAUUACAAAUGAAGAGAGUUUUAAUUCCGUACAAGAUUGGGUGACACAAAUAAAAACCUAUUCAUGGGAUAAUGCACAAGUAAUUUUGGUCGGAAACAAGUGUGAUAUGGAAGACGAACGUGUCAUUUCAUUCGAACGUGGUAAACAAUUGGCCGAUCAAUUAGGAGUUGAAUUUUUCGAAACAUCUGCCAAGGAAAAUGUUAAUGUUAAGGCCGUUUUUGAACGUUUAGUAGACAUAAUCUGUGACAAAAUGAGCGAAAGCUUAGAUACAGAUCCCAAUCUAGUAGCUGGUGGGCCAAAAGGGCAACGUCUGACAGAUCCACCUCAAGCUGGCCCGACCAACAAUUGCAACUGUUAAGACAUCAAUUCCCAAACAAUUUGUUCAUUAAAACAGUAGCAACAAUUGUUCAUAGUCAGCAUAUUCAUUUCCAUUUAAGAAACUACCACAUCAACAAACAGAAAAUGGCAAGAUAAACGGACACAACCUGAAGAAACAAACCGAUUCAAACAUAAAAGUAAGAAAUAGAAAAAUUUCAUUAAAAAAACUUCAAAUUCCAAGAUGUCAGCAAGAUAAUGUUGAGCGUCGAGUCAUUCACAGAGAGAUAACCAAAUAAAGUAACUUCAUUAAAUGAAGUUCAUAUUCUGUAUACCACAUACAAAACAAAAGCAGAGACUUAACAACCGACUUAUUUCUUCAACAACAAUCGAUGAGUUAAAAAUAAUGAAUAAAAAAACAAACAGAUGUUUUAACAGUCAUUUGAUCCGACACAAUUGAAUUGUGAAUGUAAUGAAAAUGACUAAAUGGAUUCUUUCUUGUGCAAAAAAAAAAAAACAAACAUAACUAAAAUCCAAACUAUUUUAUAAAUGCUUUAAUUUUGAUAAUGGAGAUAAAAAGACAAACAGUAAUAAUUACAAACAUUUUUAAACAAAAAAAAUGGUCAAACAUUCAGGAAACGUUUUGCACUUUCCCUUCAGGGAAUCGCAAAAUUGUUCGACAUGCAUUAAACACAAUAUUAAUAUGAACAUUAAUACGAAGAUGACGAAAAUGUUACCAAAAACAGCAACAGCAACAUGAUGAAUACAAAUUGUAGUAAAUAAAAACACUACACAUAUCUAUUUUCUUAAAGAAAACCAAUACAACAGCAACAACAAAAUAUGGUCAAUGAUGUUGGUCAUAUGUUUGAGAGUAGGAACACCGAUAAAUCGGUUAGAAGAAGUUGUCAAGUAUGUCGCUGCUUUAAGCGACAAAUAAACUUAAAAAAAGAGCGCAUAAGAAUGAUUUUUAUGUUACUUUCGGUUGCAAAGCUUUCCAAAAAUGUGGUCAGCCACUGCAAAGUUAUGGAAUUCAAAAAAACAGUUUCAACAAAAAAAAAUCGAAAUUUAAAAACAGAAAUUGGUAGAGAAUGCAAGGUUUUAUUCAAUUAAACGAACUCAAGUAUGAAAUCAAAUCCCAAAUUGUUGAUGAUAAAUUUAAAGGAAGAAAAUGCAUCCCUUGAGAAAAAUGAGAUUGAUCGAAAGAAGAUAAAUGCAAUACUGUGAGGCGACUUCGAAAGGAUAUCAUUUCAUUUGCGGUAAUGUUAUAGUAGACAAUAAAACUGAAGAAAAUGAUGUAACAUAGAUUUGGGCGUGCGAAUAAACUACAUACCUUUUCGUGCCAUCAACAAAGGUGUACCAUAGAAUGUAUGCAUUGUGAAAUGCAAUACACAAACAAAUGAGAACAAAUAACACUCAUACGGAUCACAACAAACAUAGAGUUACGAAUUUUUUCGAAUGCAAAAAGAAAAUAGCACAAAGAAACAAAACAGAGAAAAAAACCAAUAGGCAAUGUUGAUAUAGGAUAUUUGAAUUAAAUUAAAAAAAAAAUCGAACCGGAGAAAGUGAGGGAGAGUAGAGUGAAAAGUAAAUGCAUACAUAAACGGGCGUUGAUGAGCAUUAUGUCAACUCAUGUGGAAAAAAUGCAUUGCGCUUGCAGAAUAUGCAAUUUUCAUGAUCCAUACCAGAGUAAUAUUACUUUCACCAUAAAAGAGACCCAUUUACCCAAAUACAAAUCUACCCCAGUCAGAAGCCAGAAUAGAUAGUCUUACCAUAUUGUGCAUUUGAUUUAUAGCAAGAAAAAAGCGAAUAUUUUUUUUGUCUUUGUCCACACAGUUGAGAUUUUUCAAUGUUAUUUUAUUGCUCGUUUGAAGUUAAUCGUACACAAUGUUGAAAAACACCAUUUUAUGAAAUACGAGUGAGAAACAUAUUAUUGCGAUUCGCAAGCACACAUUGAAGCAUUUGUUGUGAGAAUUACAGGAAUAUUACACACAGCAAAAUCGAUUAAUUUGGUGAAUCUCUUGUCCUACCCAAGAAAUAAAAUUACACCUUGCAAAACACAUAUACCGACAGCAAAAAUGCACAUCUAUUUUAGAAACAAGAAAAAUCGAACAAUUUCCAACAGAUUUUUUUUUUUUUCAUUUUUUUUAUUGCUGGAUUGGCCGCAUGAUUUUUUGAAGUAAAACACACAAGCAAAGGAAAAAAGCAUUUUUAAACAAUUGAACAAUUAAGUGUAAAUAACUAAAAUUAUCUAGAUAAUAAUAAAAAAUCAUAUGUACUGAAAAAAGGCGAUAAUCUCGGCAAAUUAAAGGGUUCAGCAAAUAACGUAGAAAAAUAUUCAUCUACUGAUUAAUCGCCAUCAAUUUACAGCGCUCAUGUACCACAACUCUAUAUCAACGGAUUCGAAAUAUGCAUUUAAUGCCAAACCAUUUUUGACAAGUUCAAUAUGGAGAGUAACCCUACAGUAUGUAGGAGUAUGUAAGAAUUUCUUACACGAAAUAUAGUGCGUUUUACUUUGUUUUGUUGUUGUAGUGUUACAAGGAGCGAUUUACAUAUAAUUUAUUCAAUGCGCUGACACGAUAAAUGGCCGGGAUUUUCCGCUAUACACUCACACAUUGAAUAGCGUUAAUUACACUCACAUAAACACUAUGAUUCCUUCUUGUGAAUUUUGAUUUUAUUCUGUUGCAUUUCAUUCUUUUUGACGGUAAUGAUGAUAACAUUGUUGUUGUCAAAUUCUGCCUAAAGACAUACGAAACGAAGAAACUUUUUAUAGAUAUCAAUUUUUGCUGCAGUUUCUUCGGUUGUUUAUUUCUUCGUUGCGUUUAACAUUACACGCCACUAACGAAAGAUUUAAAGAUGUCUUUAAAAUUGAAAAAUGUCCGUUUCUAACAGACCAUGAAUUGCACUGUAUAACGGCUAUUCUCAGCGCAUAUUCUCAUCAGCGGAGUAAAGCAAAAACAACAUAACAGUUAAAUCCGAAUGCAUUGAUAGAUUUGUAGAGUCUUCCUUUGUUUCAAAGUUAUAGUUAGGGUUGUUAUGUUUUGCUUGGACGAUAUAAAACAAAAAAAUAAAUAAAUGAAUUAACGAAGAAGUAAAUAAUUUGUUUGAAAGCAAUCAAAUAGAAAAUGGAGCAAUCAAACAAAUUACUCAAUAAAACACAAUUGUUGAGAUGGUGCGUCUCUCUCAGGUAAAACAAAAAGCAAAGCAUUUGUUAAAUACACAACAAAAACCGAAUAGCAAAGAAUCUAAACGAGUUCAAAAUGUAAUUCUUUUCUUUUUUUUUUACUUAUGAACAUUUCCGCUGUCAAAUUAACCAAUUCACCCUAUUCGCCUCUUUGUUCAAUUGAAAUUCUUUCAUUCACUCUAUUUCUCUACCGCUUAUUCUUCUUUUAUCUUCCUUCAGUUUUUGUUUUCGUCUGUUUUUCAUUGAAAAAUACAAUUUUCAAAAUUGAAUCGAAAUCAUUUGAUUGGCGUCUUCAUUUGAACUGCACGCAUUUCUCUAACUAAAUCUAUGAAAACCUUAUCUUAUUGGGAUGAAAUUACAAAACAAACAAAAAAAAUGUCCAGCUAAAAAAAUGUAAUAGACAGCAAAAACUCUGCACCAAAAUCCGUUAUCAUGGAAUCACUCAUGAUUUCCAGUGAAAACAAUUUUAUUUUAGUUGCACCAAGACUAAAAAGUAUAUGUAUAGAUUUGUUGUUAUAAAAAAAUCGUUAAAGUAUAUUUAGCAAAAUGAUGAAUAAAAUGGAAUGCAAAGUGAAAAAGAAUUUUAAGAGAAAACCAAAUAAACAUUGAGAGGAGUAUAAAUGUAAUCGAAUUUGAUGAUCAGCCAAUUGGGGUUGAGCUAUAAAACUGUCGUUUAUCCAAUUCAUUUGUGAAAAAUGUUGAAGUACACCGCCAUGAUAUGGAAAUUCCACUUUUGAUCCAAUUGCUUUUUCUUUUUAAACGGCCAUCAUUUGGUGGCAUUGAUGAUUUUAUUCAUUAUCAUAUAUCAUUUGGCACAAGCUUUCCUUGCACAUUUCCUUUUCAAAUUAGAUAAACUGCUUUUAUGGUAGAUUUUUUCUGAUAUACUCUUUUGGAUCUCAUUAACAAUGACCAAACAUCUUGAUAUCGAUCAAUCAACUCACUAUCUUUCUCACAUAUAAACAAAAUAUCCCUCCUUCUCUAUCUGACUCGAAUUCAUAUCUCCAAGUAUACAUCUGGAUAUGAUGGAGAUGGUGAUUCGAAAUUCCCCUUCACCAAACAAAAUAGCCCAUCAAUAUUUACUCACUAUUCUAUCAAUCUACAACAACUUACUUAGUGACUAUAUAUCAUUUAAUCGAAUCUAUUUUUAUCGACGAAGGAAAAUCAAUAACAACAUCCAUUAUAUACGAAGAAAACAAAAUAAUAAAAUUUCCUAAAGAAACCAAACAAAACACAAUAAAAGUACAUCUUUCACAAUUCAAUAUUAUACAUUAAACAUUAUCCUCCCCCAAUUAAUCACAAAGAAAAAAAAACAACAAACACUAUUUGUAAAACAAGAAUGAAUUGUCCCAUUCAACGAAUUACCAUUUAGAAAACUAAUGACAAGAAUGAUAAUGAAAACUUAUAAUUUAACAAAACAAAAAGAAAAUUUUAAUCUGCUGAAAAUAUUCAAAUCAACAGAGAAAUUUUGUUGCGAACAUGUAUGUUUGCCAAUUGAAUUUAGAAGAUACAUGUUAUGAUGCACUCAUUCUAUUAUAUUUAAAAGAGAAAGAAAACAAAAAUGAUGACAAAAAUUACAAAAAAAAAAAAAAUAUCGUUAAUUCAAAGCAUUCGUUGUUCGUGUUUAAUAUUAUCAUUUUUGCCCAUAUAACGUAACUGUUUUAAUUCGAAAACUAAAAUACAUACAUUCGGAAAGAAGGCAUCCAUUUUUAUUUUCAAAAAUCGUUUUAAUGGUAGAAAAUCGGAACAGAAAGUUCAUUUUUCAUUUGAAAACCAUUCAAUUAAUGAAAUUAAACUGUUCGAAUGGGAAGACGGAGCUCAAUGUUUGUUUUGUGCAUCAGUUGAAUUUUCCAUUGUUCUUCUUUUCAUCUCACCAAACUGCUUGAAUUUUGUCUUACCCAUACCAAAUAUUUUAUUUUGAAUGUUUAUUUUUAUUUAUCUUUUAAAUCAAUGUGUUCAUAAUGUUGAGAGAAAUAAAACAUACAAAAAAAAAAUGAUAAACAAGUUUUCGAUGUGUUUUUAAGAUUAAAUUCUUUAUGUCUGUGGCAUAUUUUACACACAAACAAUAUUUCGAAGAAAUAGCAAAUCAACUCCAAAGUAAAUGUUAUCCAGAAGAAAUAAUAAACAAAUCAAUGAUUUCAUCUUUCAAUUUGAUUAUUACUUACUUGAUAGAACAAGGCAUUUUAUGUCAUAAAAACUCAAAUGAGAUACUUUUUAAAAUCCGUUUAAUUGUGACACAAAGUGAACUAACCUUAAAAAACACACAGAGAAACGCAAAAAAAAAAACAACACACAAACUAUGUGGUCAA
Contarinia nasturtii (swede midge) is the source of this 6240-nucleotide messenger RNA. It is a transcript of the gene Rab3, whose product is annotated as ras-related protein Rab-3. Gene Ontology annotation, biological process: protein localization to plasma membrane; protein secretion; regulation of exocytosis. The record is from RefSeq and is a predicted model, not a curated record. Gene Ontology annotation, molecular function: GTPase activity; GTP binding. NCBI's taxonomy places the organism in Eukaryota, Metazoa, Arthropoda, Insecta, Diptera, Cecidomyiidae. Bases 134 to 796 code for a protein of 220 amino acids. The transcript is spliced from 5 exons. Gene Ontology annotation, cellular component: endosome; synaptic vesicle; plasma membrane.